Marchantia polymorpha subsp. ruderalis is the source of this 1189-nucleotide messenger RNA. The record is from the annotation of a GenBank genome assembly. NCBI's taxonomy places the organism in Eukaryota, Viridiplantae, Streptophyta, Marchantiopsida, Marchantiales, Marchantiaceae.
GCUCGAUCGAUCACUAUGUGGAGAGAGGAGAGAGGCCGGAAGGUGUGAAGGUGCGAAGGGAGGAGGCGAGGCCGCGCUCAUACGCGGACGCGAGUGACGCGACGAGAGAAUCCGCAGAGCGAGGUCCAGCGCUGCAGGCAGAGGACGAGCAGGACGAGCGGAAAGAAGCAGCUGCUCUCGUGCGCGAGAGACGCAGCGAAGACAUGAAGAAGGGUCUGCAUCCGGCUUUACAGUGGAUUUCGAUCAUCACGCCGCACGGCCGUCUGGUUCGCGUUUUGUCAGCCAAAGCUUUCAAAUUGGACCGCCCUUACUUCGUUAGGGAUCCCGGUAAAGAGUCGGAGACUGUUGGACAGCUCGCCAAGUUCAGGCGCCGUUUUGAAUUUCCUACGAAGAGCAAUUAGCUUUCCAGCGCAGAACUUUUGAUCCAGUCCGCGAGAGAACAGAGAUGGAGGUCAGUUCUUCAGUGGGAAUUCUGAAUGCCCGACCACCACGGUUAGAAGAUGCGGGCCUCGAGGAUUGCGCUUUACCUGCCCAUGCUAUUCAGGAAGCUUUCAGACGUGCCGCGGGUGCAGUGAGGAAUGUUUCUUCGGUUGCAACUGGUAUUCUUGGUGGUAGGCAUGAAAGUGACGAAGAGUGCACACACAAUCCCGGACCCAGCAAUGGUAUUUGGGAGGACAAGUGUUUGGGCUCGUCGGGAAAAGCGACGUUGGGAGAGAAGGAGAGUUGUGUUGAUCAGAAGGCAGGAGGACUCCUUGAGGAAGGACAUGAUUUGUUAGUACAGGGAGGCGACGAAGUAAAGUCGGGCAAGCUUUUGGUUGGGUCUGAAGUGGGCCCGAAGCUAGGAGGGCGAGCUUGUGUUGGGGAAGACGAAGAGGAGGAUAGUGCCGCAGACCCGGAAGAAAGUGAAGGAGGGCCGAUCUUGAUCGGAGCAUACAUGUAGAUGGAGGAGUUUUUUGGACGUCUGUGUGCUGAUUGUCUUGUUUGGAUCCUGAUAGUCUAAAAAUAUUCGGCAACGAAAAUUUGUGAACCGUAUCCGAUCAAGAACUGGCACUGUGUCUGAGCAAGGUAGGACUGGCAUAGGAUUCAGAUGGGGCCCAGCGGCGAUGUAGUAAAGGUUGUUAUCAUUAUCUCCUGACACGUCAACAAUCGCCUGUUAAUUUUGAAAUGAAGCACGUGUAUUUAAUCAUGG